Danio aesculapii is the source of this 964-nucleotide messenger RNA. RefSeq names its product GTPase IMAP family member 7-like. Bases 79 to 798 code for a protein of 239 amino acids. Gene Ontology annotation, molecular function: GTP binding. The record is from RefSeq and is a predicted model, not a curated record. The transcript is spliced from 2 exons. Lineage: Eukaryota; Metazoa; Chordata; Actinopteri; Cypriniformes; Danionidae.
UACAAUUUUCUUAAAGACAAAAGAGAGAAAAUAGAAAUUCGGUCAGCAAAGAAUCAAUACUGCACUGCAGCGCCCACAAUGAGUCAGGAUGUGCGCAUUGUCAUGGUUGGUAAAACUGGAGUUGGAAAGAGCGCUACAGGAAACACCAUUCUUGGAAUGAAAGCUUUCAAUUCAGAAUCAAGAGCGACAUCCAUCACUAGACACUGCUCAGCUAAAUCACAAAUUAUAACAGGCAAGAAGGUUUAUGUUGUGGACACUCCUGGUCUGUAUGAUACAUACAUGUCCAAUGAAGAAGUCAUAAUGGAGGUUGUGAACUGCAUCAUACUUGCAGCUCCGGGUCCUCAUGUCUUUCUUCUCAUUAUUGCCAUUGGACGCUUCACUGAAGAGGAGAAGAACACUGUUAAACUGAUUCAGAAAGUCUUUGGAAGUGAUGCACACAAAUACAUGAUGGUUUUAUUCACCAGGGCUGAUGAUCUUGAAGAUAGGACUAUUGAAGAUUACAUAGAGGAGGCCACAGAGCUAAAAGAAGUGAUAAAUGCAUGUUUAGGAAGAUUCCACAUGUUGAACAACAGAGAUCAAUCAGAUCACACACAGGUCUGUGAGCUCAUGCGUAAAAUUGAAGUCAUGAUGAGAUGCAAUCACAACAGCUAUUACAACUACCACAUGUUUGCAGUGGCUAAUGAGCUCAACAAUACUAUGACUAGUGUGAAAGAAAAAGAGGAAAUAAUUGCUAAGCUAAGGAGUGAAAUAAUAGUACUGCAAAGAGAAACAAACAGGUCCUUUUGUAGAAUUUUGUAGAAAAAUUGAAGAAAAAACGAACCUUGAAGAAAUUGAUUGCUCUAUGGAUCUAUGGAUGUAUGCAUUUUCUUGUAGUCUGUAUUCCUUUAUUAAUGAGUAAAUUGUUAUGUUAGACCCUUUGUUUUCCUUGUGUAUAUAGUUGGUUAUGGUUUCUUGUUUUUAAUUU